Schistocerca americana (American grasshopper) is the source of this 396-nucleotide messenger RNA. RefSeq lists its product as uncharacterized. Bases 1 to 396 code for a protein of 131 amino acids. The record is from RefSeq and is a predicted model, not a curated record. The transcript has 4 exons. NCBI's taxonomy places the organism in Eukaryota, Metazoa, Arthropoda, Insecta, Orthoptera, Acrididae.
AUGUCGACAUCGCCAGGGCGCAGCCGCCGCUGCCGGCCUCCCGCUAGGCGCAGGCACAGCAGACAGCUGCCGAGUUGGCCUCAGAGCGCUGUUCCUGGACAGUUGGCGCGCGCGUCCCAUCACAACAGAGCUCGCCUCGCGGACACCCUCUCGCUUGUCGCGGCCCGCUUGCUUCCCUGCGGAUCCUCCUCGCGGCAGAAACUCCCACACGCCAGCGUGGCGAACUUCUCGACUUCGGCUGCCGCCAUGGUCAGCAGCGCUGGGGUCGACGAUGGCCCGCAGAUCACCGCCAUCCAUACAGGCGACGUUUACCGACUUGUCGAAUACCCGUUCCCGGCGGCCCCGCCGCUGAUCCUGCCUGUCCACGACCCAGAGGCGCAGGCCACACAUGUGUAG